AUGCCCGUCUUCACCCAACACGCAUCUUCCUCACGAGACCUCCGAGUCUUACCAUCUUUUGCACCUCCAUUACCCCGUCUCCUCCCACCAUUCGAACCAGGAACAGAAGAAAAAUAUGAAGUCCUCGUCGUCGGCGCAGGCCCAUCUGGCCUGAUGCUGACCCUCCUCCUAUCCCGCUACGGUCUAACCGAUACCUCCCUCCUAUGCAUCGACUCCAAACCAAGCACGCUUAAAUCCGGCCAAGCAGACGGCAUCCAGCCCCGCACUCUAGAAGUUUUCAAAACCCUCGGUAUAUCAGACGAGAUCGAAAACGAAGCAUGUCAGAUGUGGCAAUUCGCGUUCUGGAAUCCAUCCAAAGAGAAAGGGAAGAUAAUUGAGCGCACGGCUGUUGUUCCCGAUAUUAUUCCCGCUGCGAGAUUUAAGUAUGAAGCUACAAUUCACCAGGGAAGAGUUGAGCGUAUCAUGGAGACGGAUCUCUUGCGCUAUUCUGAUCGAGGUGUGCUAAGGAGUGCAAGCUUGAUUGAUGUUUCUAUCGAUGAUGAUGUGGAGUUUCCUGUUCUUGCGCGGAUCGAGGUGGAUGGUGUUGAGAGGAGUGUUCGGACGAAGUAUCUUGUUGGUGCUGAUGGGGCGCAUUCUAUUGUCAGGAGGUGUAUGGGGUUGAGGUUGGAAGGGGAGUCGUUGGAUCAUAUCUGGGGUGUGGUUGAUUUGGUUGCUGAGACUGAUUUUCCUGAUAUUCGACGCAGGUGUGCGAUUCAUUCGCCUGCUGGGUCUGUUAUGGUUAUUCCGCGAGAGAGGAUUGCGACUGGGGAGUAUCUCACGAGGCUUUACGUGCAUGUUCCCGAGACUGUGAAUCAUGUGGAUGGCGAUGAGAGUGGUGAAGGUGAGGAUGCGAGAUCGCGGAGAAGCAAGAUUACUUUGGAAGGGAUUCUGAAGCAGGCUUCGGAUGCUAUGAAGCCGUACUAUAUCCGGCCCAAGGGUGUUGUGGAUUGGUGGGCGGCUUAUCAGAUUGGGCAGCGGGUUGCGCCUGAGUUUAUUGUGAAGGAUCAGAAGGGCGUUGCAAGAGUGUUUAUUACUGGUGAUGCUUGUCACACACACAGCCCUAAGGCCGGACAAGGCAUGAACGUCUCAAUGAUGGACUCGUACAAUCUAGCCUGGAAAUUGAUUUAUCACAUCAACGGACUCACUCCAUCGUCCAUCGACUCCCCAACCCCAAUCCUGGAUACAUACCAAACAGAACGCCACGAAAUCGCACAGCAACUCAUCGAUUUCGAUCGCAAGUUCUCGACCAUGUUCUCGGGCCAAAUGGGCGCAGCAGAGGGCCUCACUGAAGAAGAAUUCCAGCAAGCUUUCAAGCUGGGAAAUGGUUUUACCACUGGCUGUGGUGUGGAGUAUCCCGAGGACCAGAACCCGCUCGUUAUCCGUGAUGACCCAGACAGCAACCCCAUCCAAGGAACGGAUUAUCUAUCUGGAAUACUUCGGGCAGGCCGCCGUUUGCUGAAUGUGAAGUUGCUGAGACAUGCGGACGGGUGGCAGCGGGAUAUUCAUGAUGACAUUCCAUCCACGGCGCGGUUCCGCAUUCUUGUUCUUGCAUCGACGGACCUUCUAGAUCGGAACAGUGGUUCUGCACGCGCACUGACCAGAGUCAGUGAGUUUGUGACCCGAUUUCCGGCCUCUGUUAUUGAGCAGAUUGUGCUUCACCCUGCACUUCAUCGCGCGUUUGAGUGGGAUGAUCUUCCCGUGUGUGUGAAGCGGGAUGCGGAGAUGCGUUUCUAUGAUGGAUCUGUGUUGGAGGAUGCGUAUAGUAUCUAUGGUGUUGAUCCUGCCAGAGGUGCAGUGGCUGUUAUCAGGCCGGAUGGGUAUGUGGGGAUGGUGGUGAGGCUUGAUGAGGUAGGUAGAGUGGAGGAGUAUUUGAAAAGGUGUAUUCGAACUUUGUAA
Molecule: messenger RNA, 1935 nt
Organism: Penicillium odoratum
Lineage: Eukaryota; Fungi; Ascomycota; Eurotiomycetes; Eurotiales; Aspergillaceae
Product: Phenol hydroxylase C-terminal dimerization
Exons: 5
Coding region: 1-1935 (644 amino acids)
Molecular function (GO): FAD binding
Source: RefSeq, a predicted model, not a curated record